AUGUUUUUGUAUUUAUACGGAACCAGAAGCUUUAAUUACUGGAAAAACAAAAGAGUGAAAUAUGAUAAUCCAAUACCGUUCCUUGGUACCAAUGCAAGAAAUUAUAUGAUUCAGUUGAGUACUACGCAGAUUAGCGACGAGAUGUAUAGGAAAUACCCGACGGAGCGCGUAGUGGGUUGUUUCUAUGGCAUGCAACCUGGGCUAAUUAUCCGUGACCCUGAGCUGGUAAGGCACAUCCUCACCACAGAUUUCUCUUCUUUCUAUUCACGCGGUCUUAAUUCACAUCAGCAGAUAGAACCACUGCUGCGAAACUUAUUUUUCGCCGAUGGUGAUCUAUGGCGGCUGCUUCGGAAGCAUAUGACCCCUGCAUUUACAAAUGUUAAAUUAAAAGCCAUAUUUCCAUUGAUCGAAUUACGUGCGGAGCAACUGCGGAUUCGUAUACUCAAAGAUUCUACAAAAUGUCUCGCGAUUGACGCACGUGACAUUAUGGCGCGCUAUACCACAGAUUUUAUUGGCAGUUGCGUGUUUGGUCUCGAAUCUGAUUCGCUUCAUGAUGAAAACUCGGCAUUCCGAAAGCUCGGUGCAACUAUAUUCAAUAUAUCUGCUAAAGAUGCGAUCGUCAUGUAUCUGAAACAAAUGUUUCCCAGAACAUUUAAAAAAUUUAAAAUAUUGGGUCGUGUUGAAAAAGAGAUGCUGGCGCUGGUGGAUGAGGUACUCCGACAGAGAAACUAUAAGUCAAAGGGAAGAAAUGACUUUCUAGAUUUGAUGCUAGAAUGUAAGGAGAAAGGACUCAUCACUGGUGACUCCAUAGAAUUUAUGAAUCAGGAUGGAUCACCGCAGAAAGCCACUGUUGACCUUACGUAUAGUUUGAUAGCAGCUCAAGUCUUUGUAUUUUUUGUAGCUGGCUUUGAAACUACCUCUUCUUCAACAAGCAUAACUCUGCACGAACUUGCUCAUCAUCCCAAGGUCCAAAAAAAAGUUCAAGAAGAAAUUGACAAGGUCCUCAAAAAAUAUAACAACAAACUUUGCUACGAAGCUAUCAAGGAAAUGACUUACUUAGAGUGGACUUUUAAAGAAGGGAUGCGAAUGUUCCCGUCUCUAGGAUAUUUGAUAAGGCAAUGUACUGAACGUUAUACUUUCAAAGAUCUCGAUCUCACCAUAGACAAGGGAGUCAAGAUUAUAAUACCACUUCAAGCAAUGCAAAAUGAUCCUAAAUACUUCGAUAAUCCAAGUGAAUUCCGUCCAGAAAGAUUCGACCCUAAAAACAUCGACAAUAGUAACAAGUUCGUAUAUUUGCCAUUCGGGGCUGGUCAGCGCGCUUGUAUUGGUGAGCGCAUGGCGUUAUUGCAGUCCCUGGCGGGGCUAGCCGCUGUGUUGUCUCGGUUCUCCGUUCACCCGGCACCAGAAGCACCGCGAAAGCCUGUUGUCGAUCCCCGUUCAAACCUAGUACAGGUUGUGCGAAAAGGAUUGCCGCUCAUCUUCACUGUCAGAAAGUAG
Molecule: messenger RNA, 1497 nt
Organism: Danaus chrysippus (African queen)
Lineage: Eukaryota; Metazoa; Arthropoda; Insecta; Lepidoptera; Nymphalidae
Source: the annotation of a GenBank genome assembly